CCGGUUCAUCGGCACCACUCGUUAGCUUCCUAUACCCUUAGAGGCGUCUUCACAGGUGCGUAAGCGCAGGUAAGCCCCCGCCGCCCGCCUGCUGCCCCCGCGCCGCCCGCGCACUCGCCCGCCAUCUUGAAUUCCGCUCACUCAGACCCGCGCCCGUCUCGCGGCCGCCGCACGUACGCCGUUCGUGUUGCGAGCGACCCGACAAUUAGUUAUCAAUUCCGGUGCCUUCGAGUGAUCGAGUGUCAUGUGAUAGUGCAAUGUUAAAAAUGGAAUCGACACCGAUCUGUCGGUGCCGCGUGUUGUAUCUCGGUUCUGCGGUGCCGCAACAGAGCAAGGACGGUUUACAGGGCAUCCAGGAGCCUUUGCGCGAGCUGUAUCCGGAAAAAGGAGCGACUACCGGCGGAAUAGACUCGUGGCUUUCGGUGUGGUCGAAUGGCAUCUUGCUAGAGAAUGUGGAUGAGAGUGGCUCGAGGGUAUCGAGGUUUUUCCCUAUAUCAAGUUUACACUAUUGUGCUGCCGUAAGACGUGUGAGUGUAGAGGGUGCACCUAGAUUUUUACCAUUGGAUUCUCCGUUUGCUAGAGCGCCAGCGGCGAGGCGACCUCCUUUAUUUGCGGCAGUUUUGCGCCGAACACAAGGUAUUAAGGUUCUAGAAUGUCACGCCUUCAUUUGCCGCCGCGAAGCUGCUGCGAACGCCCUUGUGAGAUGUUGUUUCCACGCUUAUGCUGAUAGUUCUUACGCAAAGCGCUUAGAGGCCGAACGAUCACCGUCGCAAUUACCUCCAGACCACGACGAGGAAGUGGAGGUAUUUGAUGGGGACGAAAACCAUAAGGUUUGGGUUGGAGAAAUAGAACGCGAUGAUGCAAGUGACGACAUUCCUCACCCGACUCGGGCGCCGCGCCCUCGACAGAUUACGCGGCCUGCGUCCGUGCCACCUCCACCGCCGCCACCAGAAGAGCCCAAAAAGAAAACAAUAUCAAAGAAAUCAAAAAAGAAGUCGUCUGCAUCUGCUGAUGAACUAUACGCAACGAUGCCAGGGCCAGCUGUAAUGAAUGGAAGGUCAUUGGGGCGUGCACCGCCAGCUUGGGCGGCGGCGGGACAUCCGAUGGUAUUAGUAGCACACCCGGCAGCUACUCUACCACACGCCAGACCCGCGACAAUGGGUCACAGGGGUCGUCUUCCAGCAGCUUUAGCCCCUGGCCCUUUUCCGCCGGUUCCUCCUCCUGGUCGAGGCCGCAUACAAUACGCGACAGUUGAUCCAAGACGUUCUAAGCCUCCACCAUCGGCUAUGAAAGCUGCUCAAAGUAUGACAGGCUUAGAAGCAGUGGAGGAUGCUGGAGGUAUCUACAGAAAAAAGGGUCAUUUGAACGAAAGAGCAUUCUCGUACAGUAUAAGACAAGAACAUAGAAGUCGAUCGCAUGGAUCUCUUGCUAAUCUAAAGUUCGCUGCUCCACCCGAGGUGGAGACAGGUCGAGAGGAACUCAAGAAAGAGCGUGAGAUAAUGCAGCUGGUGGCCGGUCUUCAGCUCAACUCGGAUGACGUUGAGCGCCGCGAAGUACCGCCUCAUAUGCUGCGUGCGCGGCAUGGACCAAGAUAACACCACGCCACGUCAUCAGUACCCAACCAGCCUCGAGUUUAAGAAUAAACGAAAACCGAGCGUGAAUAUAACACUUCAACGAAGCUAUUUCAACCAUGAAUUAUAUCGAUAGUAACAAGCAAUCGCACGGAUGUCGAAUAUCGAUUGCUAAAUUGAUUCGAUGUCAAUAUAGUACGACUCAUUUGCAUCUAUUUGUCACGAUUGUUCUCGUUCUAGAACGCUAUUCGAACCAUAGAGAAAAUAUCUGAUAUGGAUGUCAUGUCUUUGUUGUAUGCGAUUCGUUUUUCAUAUAUCAAUUGACAAAUGUGAACUGUCACUUUUCGAUUACAAUUUUUUUUUACAGUUUGAAGAUUUUCACAUCGCGUCACCUGUAAAUGACGAAUUUUCAUACAACGGACACGUAAAAAUAAAUGUAAAAUAUUUUACGAAAUUAAGAUUUUUCCGAUAUUAAUUUUUAUAACGGACUAAUGUAUUGUGUUAAAUGCUUCCACUGUCAGAUUAGUGUUCGUGUUAAUAACUUAUAAAUUGAGGAAAACAUGAAAAAAUAAUAUGAUAUUUAAUUGUUUCUAGCAAUAAAAUCACGCGAGCGUUCUUUUAAUUUGAAUGAGUUCGAAACAUUCUUAAAACACACGUCACUUAAUAUAGAGAACCAGUCAUAUAUAAUAAUUAAUAAGAUUUUAGUUAAUAAAAGAGAAAUGGAGAGAUUCCUCCGAAUAUAAAUGGUAUUUCGUCACGGAUAGUUACAUUGUGCGUAAAUAAAAUACAAUUCAAGUUUAUGCAAUGGUUAUAAAAAUUUAAAUAUCAUAAUGAAAGCGAUCUUUACGAAUACAAAAAAAAAAUGAAAUUAUUUUAUUUUUUUAACAAUUUUUCGUUAUUAUUAAAUGUACGAUUAAUUACAGAUCUGAAAGAAUUUUAAUGUAGUUUUUUAUUUAUAUUAUACUCUAUAUAUACCAACUCGCGCGGUUUCAUCUGCGUAAAACGAUUGUACGAGCCCGUUUCAUAGUUUGCUAUAUUGGUAGACUUUUUUAGUGAUUGUUCCGUUUCCCUAGCGUAAAAUUAUAUAGCCUAAACCUUCCUCAAUAAACGGGCUAUUUAACGCAAGAAGAAUCAUUCAAAUUAGACCGGUAGUUCCUGAGAUAAGCGCUUCCAACCAUAAAAAAACUCUCCAGCUUAAAAAUAGUAUAUUGGCUUUUUUCCGGCUGGUAUCUACGCUACUUGAGCACAAAAUAUUCUGCCAUGUCAAUUAAAAUAAUUUUAGAUGUAUUACUUUAACGAAAGGUACAUAAAAUACUACGUUACGCAGACUACGACAGAUGUCAUGUGUCAAUAAUAAAAAUGUAUUUUUAAUCUGUUUUUGUAUUGAAUUAAGUUCUGUUUACACAUGUGUACUUGUUUCAAGGCAGGCCACUCUAAAGAUCAAUUGUUAAUAAUUUUUUAAACAAUGUUCGUCCUAAGGUCGCUAUAAUAAAAUUGUAAUCCAUGUCGACUAGUAAAUAC
Vanessa atalanta (red admiral) is the source of this 3092-nucleotide messenger RNA. Its product is annotated as sterile alpha motif domain-containing protein 1. Lineage: Eukaryota; Metazoa; Arthropoda; Insecta; Lepidoptera; Nymphalidae. The record is from RefSeq and is a predicted model, not a curated record. Bases 258 to 1595 code for a protein of 445 amino acids. The transcript has 3 exons.